Molecule: messenger RNA, 4935 nt
Organism: Syngnathus acus (greater pipefish)
Lineage: Eukaryota; Metazoa; Chordata; Actinopteri; Syngnathiformes; Syngnathidae
Product: E3 ubiquitin-protein ligase DTX1-like
Exons: 12
Coding region: 521-2776 (751 amino acids)
Biological process (GO): Notch signaling pathway; protein ubiquitination
Cellular component (GO): nucleoplasm
Molecular function (GO): zinc ion binding; ubiquitin protein ligase activity
Source: RefSeq, a predicted model, not a curated record
GGGGUGGAAAGGGUGCGUCGACUUUCCACAUGUGUAACACUGGCUUUUUGUCUUUUAUACUUAACUACUAAAUUGUGGAAUCAUCAAGUUGCUAAAAUGCAAAGCUAGCGUAAACAUAAUGGACCCGCCAAACUAACUGAUGAAAGACUUCGUACUCUGUCUCGGCAUCUUUUGUCUUGGGAUUGUGUGCACUGUCUGUGCUGAUUGACAGCAGGCGGUGAAAGUGAGCAGUAGCAGCCAGCCAGUUUUCGUCACAGCAGAGGAAAGUUGGACACGGAAACAUGAAGUACUCGAGUGAUUCCAUUUUAAAAGAGUGAUUCGUUGUAAGUUAUUAUACAGUUUCUCUGUUGGAUGUUUUUCCUGCAUGGACUCCAUUUUUGUUUACACCAAAAGGGACGUGUUUACCUUUCUUCGAGCCCUCGUGAAAGCGAAGGGAGCAAUGGUGGAGGCUGGGGGAUGCAGGAGCGGAGUUGCCUCCUGAAAAGGUGUGCAUCGACACAGGAUAGUCUCCGAAUUUUGGAUGGUGGACCCAGGAUAUCACAUCAGCAGGGCCAACAGUAACAUGCUCGUGGCCUCUGCUGUGGUGGUUUGGGAAUGGCUGAACGAACACGGUCGGUGGCGGCCCUACAGCGCUGCCGUCUCCCAUCAGAUAGAGGCGGCCAUUCGUGGUGGAGAUACCCGCGGGGGGAGCGUGGUCCUCGGUCAGAUGGAGAGUCGACUCUCUCCCUACAUCAUUGAUCUCCAAUCCAUGCACCAGUUCAGACAAGACACAGGAACUAUCCGACCAGUGAGGAGGUGUUUUUAUGACCCGGCCUCAGCCCCGGGACAAGGGUGGCAGUGGGAGUGGGAAAAUGAUGCAGGUUCAUGGACACCAUAUGACAUAGAGGUGGCUAUCGCCAUCGAGAAUGCUCAUAGCCGCCAGCAGCCCUGCCUGGACCUGACAACCCUUGGCUUCUGCUAUCUCAUUGAUUUUCAGAAUAUGACACAGGUGAAUCGACAGAGCCAACGAUGUCGAAGGAUUCAGCGACGUGCUGACACGGCCUAUCCACUAGUGUCUGGGCCUCUUCCAUUUCCAAAAGGAGGAGGUGAGGGUGUAGGAGGAGGACUGACAGGUGCCCUGUUAGGUGUUGGAGUAUCAGGAGCCAGCAUGGGAAUUGGAAGUUCUGUGUACCCGAACGGGGGCAUAAUGACUACUGGACUGGGCCAACCUUGCUCCUGCCAGCAGUGCAUGCUUGUCUUUAGUGUGAAAACAAACCUAGGAGGAGCAGGACGCUCACUAACCAUUCAGCGGCCCAAGACCACAGCACCCACCGCCUCAAAACCCUUGAAUCCAUCUAAAUCAGCCACACUGGGGAGAGGACAGCACUUGAAGCCCAACUGCAACACCUAUCAGACGCUGCCACAUGGCCUUGCCAUUUCUAAAAACACUGCAUCUCCAAGAAGGAAUGCCCAGCUCUUUGCUCAGUCUCUGGCUGCGCUCACCACAGUGACCUCCACUCUUGGCAUUUCGUCAUCUUCCAGGCCUCCUCCUCCGUCACUGCCGCCCCCUCAGCCACCAUCAUCCAACAUAAAUGUGAAUCCUCCGUCCAUUCCAGCAAAGCAGUCUUCAUCUUCAGCCAGCGAAUCAGUACCCACUGCCACAUUAAUUACCCCAGCUAACACAGUGACCACACCCCCAUCCCCUGUGCCAUCUCCAUCACCAGCAGUAAUGAAGCCACAACGUGCGCCGUCGUCCGCAUCCAAAGUUUGCCAUGCCCCGCUACCACAGAGAUCAAGCUUAGCUGGACUGAGUCGACCAGCAUUGCAGAGGAUUGCCAUGGCCCAAUCAAGAGCACUAAUAGCGUCGGGUGUGCCCACUGUGCCCGUGAAGAAUCUCAACGGAUCUAGUCCUGUUCACCCUGCACUGGCAGGGAUCACAGGCAUUCUGAUGAGUGCUGCUGCUCUGCCGGUGUGUCUUACAAGACCCCCUAAACUUGUACUACACCCUCCACCUGUCAGCAAGAGUGACAUCAAACCAGUACCAGGCUUUGGCCACUGCUGCAGAAAGACCACCAAGAAGCAGGCUCGCAAGGGUAAGACUCCAGAAGAUGUGGUUAAAAAGUACCUGCAAAAAGUUAAGAGUCCACCAGAUGAGGAUUGUACCAUAUGCAUGGAAUCUUUAGGGGGUCCUUCUGGAUACAAAGGUCCUGGGGUAGGAUCUGUUUCCAGAGCAGAAUCUGUUGGACGACUAGCGCAGUGUGGACACCAGUACCAUUUUCAGUGUCUGUUGGCCAUGUAUAAUAAUGGCAACAAGGAUGGCAGUCUUCAGUGUCCCACCUGUAAAACUAUCUAUGGUGUAAAGACCGGGAACCAACCAGCAGGAAAAAUGGAGUACCACAUCAUCCCUCACUCACUACCGGGGCAUCCCGACUGCAAAACUAUUCGCAUGAUCUAUAACAUCCCGCCGGGCAUUCAGGGACCAGAGCAUCCCAAUCCAGGGAAGCCCUUCACAGCCAGAGGCUUCCCAAGACACUGCUACCUCCCAGACAGUGACAAGGGACGCAAGGUAUUGAGACUGCUCCUGGUAGCGUGGGACCGAAGGUUGAUCUUUUCAGUUGGGACUUCAAGCACCACAGGAGAAUCUGACACAGUCAUAUGGAAUGAGGUACACCACAAAACAGAGUUUGGCUCCAACCUGACAGGUCAUGGCUUCCCUGACCCUGGACACCUAGACAAUGUUCUGGAUGAGCUCCGAGCUCAAGGCAUCACAGAAGAUGAUGGGUUGACUGAAAAGUGAUCAGAUGUGGAACCAGGGACAACAAUGAGGAGAUACUUUUGAUGUGGGGGGAAAAAAAGGAAACGCGGAAAAAAAAUCUGCCUCGCCAGAUAACAGAGGCAAGAAGAGGAGGACAACAGGCAGUCAGUCUGGCAGUAUUUAAAAGGAGUGCAGCGGAUAUUUGAAGUGUUUUCCCCCCCAAAUAACCACUUUUUUAAACUUUAUUUUUUUUACUGGUAGUUUGCCUGCCAUUGUCAUUCCAAUAGUGUAUAGUUAAAUACUCAUUAAAGGUAUGAGUAGAUAGCAGAUGAAAAGGAGUUCUUUACCACUCAGGAUCUAGGUACUAACAGUCCACAAGUGAGCGUGAAAUGGUACUAAUAACGAAGAACAAAAACAAGUUUAGUGAGCAAAAUAAUAGACGAUGGUAUGUCUGAGCGGGACAAAAAAUGGAAAGACGGGAGAAAGAGAGGAAGAUGUCUGAUGUGGGGGAGGGGACUGAAGAAAAACCGUCCGCAAGAGAGAAGGGUUUUAUGAAUGUAGUGUAGAAUAAGUGUGAACACUAACUUGUAUAAGGUACUUUCCAGAGUAACACUAACUUGUAUGGUACUUUUCAGUUGCUAGUAGGUUCACCACAAACCGACAAAAUCAGUCAAGAAUGAUGUCCAAGUGGUAGGUGGAAGGGCCCCCCUUUGUUUUGUCCAUAGUCAAUAACGUUCUGUCAUGUUGCGCCCUCUUGUGAUUUUUCUAUUGGACUGCACUCAGGCUGUAAGCCACUGAGGUGCAUUAAUUUUGCCAGUAGUAUGUGUGGUACUUAUCAUUGUUACAUUAUUCCUUUACUUUCUGGGGCCAAGCCAAGCAGUUAUCAUUGUGUAUGAAAUGAAACCAAGGCUCUUUCCCUUAUUUGCCUUUUUUUUCUACAAAUAAGCUGAGGUACACACGAAUCUUACAUUCCUCCGAGGUACCCGAAUUUACAUGUAAUUCCCUAAUAUGUGUUGAAUUGAAUGAAAAUUUGGAAUCUAUGUUUUUUCCUCCUGUGCGACCACUGUAACAAACCCAUUGAGGCAGCACAAUGCAUUUUCCUCUGCUGACCGAAAAUUAGCAUAUUUGAUACUGUGAGAUUUUCAUUACGCGCACUUCGUAUUACCUUCUCUCAUCCAGCAGCAGGUGAUAAUGCACUGCCCACUUCGUGUUUUGCGUCUGUAAAUUGCCUGGCAUAUGAAUUUGUUCGAGUGAGUGCAUGUGUGUUGCGAGAGGAAAGCUGUGUACUGUGGAUACCAGUACCAACAUGCUCUAAGUCAAGAGUAUUAUUACUAUUUCUGUUACUUUUCUGUUUUCUGUAGCAAUGAUAUCAUUUGGAAACUCUGAGGCUGAUGAUAAUGAUGGUACUCACUGUAUGGUUAUGCCAAUGUUUUUACUCUUGUUAUUAUGUUUUAAUGUGAACUGUAGCAACAACUUUUGUGUACAAUAGUAUCUUCAUUACAUUAUCAUAGAAGUGGUAGGCUUUGUUGUACAUUUAAUGGGUAUUCAUUAUGUGAUUUUUUUAUUUGUCACGUCGGUUUACAGUUUUUUAAUACAUAGGAUUUUUCCAUUUUCAUUGCAUCGGGUGAAGUGAGGCUGAUUUGAAACAUCUUUUCUUUGGAAAAGGAAUGUCAUAAUAUAAUUUUAUUUGCGUGUCAAAUGAAUUUGUAUUGCAAUUAUAAACCCUUUCUACGCUUGAUUUUUUUUUAGACGGUUCGAGAAUGCUCAAGUUUUUAUUUAGAUGGUUUGAGAAUGCUCAAGAGUGAUUUUUGGAUUGAAAUGUUUUCUUGAGUGUCUUAGCAUUUGUCCAAUUUCUUGCUCUUAUGACCCAAACACAUGGUCAUUCUAUUGUCGAGAUCGACUGUCUUGAUAAAGAAUGAUAUUCUCAUGUGUUGUGUGCAGUGCUUGAACCAUUUGAGCAAAGUGGGAAAAAGCAAGUAACUCAUUACUCAAGUCGUGUUUAUCCUUUAAAAGCAGAUGUCUUAGCAGUUCAUCCAGAUGGCAAUAGUUCAUCCUCAAAAUGUGAGCUCUUGGGAUUGUGUUGGUCUGAUGGGACUCAGAAAAAAGCAUGUCCUCUACCUGAUGGACAAUUUGUAAUUACAAAAUGCUGGAGUAUGACAGAUUAAUACAUGUAAGAAUAAACAAUGUAUGAAACCUCUGCA